This is a messenger RNA of Trichosporon asahii var. asahii CBS 2479, 222 nucleotides long. RefSeq lists its product as uncharacterized. The transcript has 4 exons. Gene Ontology annotation, biological process: mitochondrial respiratory chain complex I assembly. NCBI's taxonomy places the organism in Eukaryota, Fungi, Basidiomycota, Tremellomycetes, Trichosporonales, Trichosporonaceae. The coding region runs from base 1 to 222 and encodes 73 amino acids. The record is from RefSeq and is a predicted model, not a curated record.
AUGUCUGGAUACGGUUACUCGGGAGGUCGUACUCGCUGCUUCAUGUUCUGGCAGGAGUUCAGCAAGGUGGGUGAUACAGUUAGUACAGCGCUGACUUCGCAGUGCUAUGCUGGUGCCGAUGAGCCUUCCCAGUGCAUUGCUCAGAAGGAGGACUACAUGGAGUGCCUGCACAAAACGAAGGAGAUCGAGCGGGCACAGGAGAUCAAGAAGACCUUUGUGUAG